Messenger RNA from Zalophus californianus (California sea lion), 867 nucleotides. Its product is annotated as acrosin-like. Lineage: Eukaryota; Metazoa; Chordata; Mammalia; Carnivora; Otariidae. Gene Ontology annotation, molecular function: serine-type endopeptidase activity. The record is from RefSeq and is a predicted model, not a curated record. Gene Ontology annotation, biological process: proteolysis; acrosome reaction.
AUGGCCACCCUUGUGGCAGGCCUUAGCGUGCAAGACCAGGAAAUCCAGCUGCUCCAGGGGCUGCAAAAUCUUUACAAGCUGGAGCUGAGCCAGCCCAAUGGAGCCUGGUUCCUGGUCCUGCAGCCCCACAGUGAGGAGAGGUAUAGGAGACACAUCUUCCUGUAUAAAGUAUAUGACUGGAGACUGAGUUUUGGUACAAGGGAAAUUAUAUAUGGGAACGAUGAGUCAGUGAAGCCGCAUCAACAGGAGAGAUAUGUCGAGAAAAUCAUCAUUCAUGAGAAAUACAUCCCCAGUUUAGAGAACCAUGACAUUGCUCUCAUGAAGAUCACCCCUCCCGUUCCUUGUGGGCAAUUCAUCGGAACGGGCCGCCUGCCCCAAUUUAGGGCGGGCCCACCUGGAGUUCCUCAGGCCUGCUGGGUGGCUGGCUGGGGAUUCUUGAAAGAGAAAGCCUACAGGAUCGCACCUACACUGCAGGAGGCCCGUGUGAACCUCAUCGACCUCGACUUAUGUAACUCCACCCAGUGGUACAACGGGCACAUUUAUUUAACCAAUGUGUGUGCAGGGUACCCUGUCAGGAUCGACACCUGCCAGCAGCGGGCCUCUCAUGUGCAGAGACAACUUGACAAACACCUAUGUGGUCGUGGGAGUCACAAGCUGGGUGGUGGCUGUGCCCGAACUAAGCGCCCCGGAGUCUACACGGCCACCUGGCCCUACCUGAACCAGACUGCUUCCAAGAUCUCCGCUCUGCAUCUCGACCUCAACCUCGACCCAAACCCCCGGCGCCAACCCCAGCCCCACCGCCACUCCCAUCUGCCCCCGCACCUAUCAGUAAAGCUCCCCAAGUACUUUAUGUUGCCAAGCGACUAG